Messenger RNA from Microthlaspi erraticum, 375 nucleotides. The record is from the annotation of a GenBank genome assembly. NCBI's taxonomy places the organism in Eukaryota, Viridiplantae, Streptophyta, Magnoliopsida, Brassicales, Brassicaceae.
AUGGAUUUUAUGGGACCAAUGCAAGUGGAGAGCAUUGCAGGCAAACACUAUGUCUUUGUUCUAGUGGAUGAUUACUCGCGAUACACUUGGGUGCGCUUCAUUCGUGACAAAUCUGACACCAUGGCGAGUUUCAAGAUUUGGGCACUACAGGUCAUCAAUGAGAAAGGAAGCAUCAAGCGCAUACGCAGUGAUCAUGGGGGAGAAUUUCAGAAUGAGGCUAUGAAGAACUUCUGCAAUGAACAAGGCAUAGCUCAUCAGUUUUCAGCGCCUAGAACACCACAUAUGAAUGGAGUUGUUGAUCGAAAGAACAGAACACUUCAGGAAAUGGCGAGAGAAAUGAUCCAUGGAGGAAACAUUCAUUUGCCGAAGAAAUAA